UUGCUAUGUCCUUUACGAAGAUAGUAGCGACAGUGAACAAAAAAGCGUUUGUGAAACCAGUUACGCCUCUCUUUUCGGCCAGUAGAGAGCAGGCGAGACUGAGGGCGUUGAGGUUGUACAAACAGUGGUACAGGGAGUGCUUCGACACAAUCUAUAAAAACGAGCUGCCUUUCACCACCAAAGAGGUAAGGAAAGUGUUGCGUCAGAAGUUUGAGGAGAACAAAAACGUGACUGACUUGAGACAGAUAGACGCCAUCAUCUUCAAAGGAGAGUUGGAGUUAGAAGAGAGCCAGAAGGGCUGGAUGCAGGGCACGCAUAUUUGUAGAUACAUGGAGAUGACCAAAGCACAACAGCCCAAAUCGAAAGAUUUCUUGGACAAAUUCUACUCCGGAGAUAUGAGUUGAAAACUGAAACUGAAGUGACAAUAUCUUACUUGUAAUUUACUAGAUUUAUUUUUUAUAAAUACA
Messenger RNA from Symsagittifera roscoffensis, 467 nucleotides. Its product is annotated as NADH dehydrogenase [ubiquinone] 1 alpha subcomplex subunit 6-like. Gene Ontology annotation, biological process: response to oxidative stress. The record is from RefSeq and is a predicted model, not a curated record. NCBI's taxonomy places the organism in Eukaryota, Metazoa, Xenacoelomorpha, Acoela, Convolutidae. The transcript has 2 exons. The coding region runs from base 6 to 404 and encodes 132 amino acids.